Messenger RNA from Brienomyrus brachyistius, 3042 nucleotides. Its product is annotated as abl interactor 1. Gene Ontology annotation, molecular function: SH3 domain binding. Bases 125 to 1681 code for a protein of 518 amino acids. Gene Ontology annotation, cellular component: lamellipodium; intracellular anatomical structure. The record is from RefSeq and is a predicted model, not a curated record. NCBI's taxonomy places the organism in Eukaryota, Metazoa, Chordata, Actinopteri, Osteoglossiformes, Mormyridae. The transcript has 11 exons.
GUGUAGCGAAAGCGAGGCCAGGGUUCCUACAAUACCAGGCGAGGAAUCUCGCUUUCGGGACAGAGCUUGUGGUUUCAGUCAAAGGGAAGGAGAAGGAAAAAAAAGAAAUGCGGAGAGAUGUAAGAUGGCAGAGCUGCAAAUGUUGUUAGAGGAAGAAAUCCCAGCUGGUAAAAGAGCAUUGCUAGAGAGCUACCAGAACCUAACGAGGGUAGCCGAUUACUGUGAAAAUAAUUAUGUCCAGGCACAGGAUAAGAGGAAGGCUCUGGAGGAGACCAAGGCUUACACCACGCAGUCCCUGGCCAGCGUCGCCUACCAGAUCAAUGCACUGGCGAACAACGUGCUGCAGCUGCUGGACAUCCAGGCGUCGCAGUUGCGCAGGAUGGAGUCCUCCAUCAACCACAUCUCCCAGACAGUGGACAUCCACAAGGAGAAGGUGGCCAGGCGCGAGAUCGGCAUCCUGACCACCAAUAAGAACACAUCGAGGACCCACAAAAUCAUCGCCCCCGCCAACAUGGAGCGGCCAGUGAGAUACAUCCGGAAACCCAUUGACUACACCGUGCUGGAUGACGUGGGUCAUGGGGUCAAGUGGCUAAAAGCCAAGCAUGGGAACAACCAACCAAUCAGAGGCGGGGGAACGCUCUCGAGGACCAAUCCGCCCACACAGAAGCCGCCCAGCCCUCCAAUGGCAGGACGGGGCACCCUCGGGCGGAACACGCCAUAUAAAACUCUGGAGCCUGUGAAGCCGCCCACAGUUCCCACUGACUACAUGACCAGUCCAGCUCGCCUGGGUAGUCAGCACAGCCCGGGACGCACCGCCUCACUCAACCAGAGACCCCGGACCCACAGUGGCAGCAGUGGGGGCAGCGGUAGCCGUGAGAACAGCGGAAGUAGUAGUGGCAUCGGACUGCCCAUCGCCGUGCCGACACCCUCCCCUCCCAGCAUGCCCCCUGUAUCCUCGGUUCCUCAAGGGCCUGGCCUCGGACCUAUCCCCAUGUCCCAGUUUGGCACCAUCUCCCGGCAAAUCUCGCGCCACAACUCCAGCACUUCGUCUGUCUCCACGCUGUCCGCCACGGGCACAUACCGCCGCGCGCCUUCUGUUUCAUCGCAGUUCUCAUUGCCCCAGGCACAUGUCAAUGGCGGCCCCGUUUACCCUCCAAACGCAAUGUCUGUUGCUCCCCCUCCACCUCCCAUGCCUCAGCUGACUCCCCAGAUACCCCUCACAGGCUUUGUGGCGAGGGUUCAGGAGAACAGUAAGUCAACAUCGAUGCCACUUAGCAUGACGCAAAGCUCUGACCGCUGUGUCUGUCUGCACGCUGUUCCAGUAACAGAUAACCCCGCCCCUCCUCCCCCUCCUCCCCCCGAUGACACGCUGAUGUUCGAUGACUCGCCGCCGCCCCCUCCCCCGCCUGUGGACUAUGAGGAUGAGGAGACAGCAAUGGUGCACUACAGCGACCCUUAUGCUGACGGGGACCCCCACUGGGCCCCUAAGACCUACCUGGAAAAGGUUGUUGCAAUUUAUGACUACACGAAGGACAAAGACGACGAACUCUCUUUUAUGGAGGGUGCUAUCAUCUAUAUCAUCAAGAAGAAUGAUGACGGUUGGUUCGAGGGUGUCUGCAAUGGCGUGACGGGUCUGUUUCCUGGAAACUACGUGGAGUCCAUCAUGCAUUACGCAGAUUAAUGGGACAACGUUCAGCUGGAACAUUCCGGUGGACUAAAGAAUCACACCUACCAUUGACGGAUAGAUGAGGGAAUGAGUGUGUUCAAGACCGAAUUAAAAUAACAGUGACAACCUGCUUACUUCCGUGGUAAUUUGUCAUGUGACUAAAUUCUAUAUACUGUGAGCAGUAGGUUGUGGGUAGUAUAAUGCUGUGUGCCUGUUGAUUAUGCUGAGCAGUUAUGUGAUUAUGCAACAUGUCGAAGGAUUGCUUUUUUUAAAUUCCUUUUUUAUUUUUUGAAUCAGGUUUUAAACUGUGCCAUUUGUCACCUACAGCAAUUCACUCGACAGAAGGCCAGAUUUCCGAGUGUGAAAUACAAAUCUUGUUGUUUUUUUUUGUCAGAACUACUGGUUUAAAGUUUUUCAAAUGUCCAAUCCGCUUAUGAAAAUGUAUUUAUCUUGCUUAAGACGUGUGUAAGCAGUUUAGAAGACGUUCUAGGCGUUUAAUCCAUUACGCUUCCAAGAUGACGUAAUAUUUACAGUGAGCACUCGAUUUUUAUUUUAUUUUUUUGCUCCCAUGGACGUUUUAUGCUGUAAUUGUAUAUUUAUAGAGCUUAUUGCAGAGUCGUACGUCUGGUAGUCUCCAUGUUCAUUCUGACACUUGUUUUGGACCGAUCCAAAAUCACACGACAUCACCAUGUUUCUCCAACAAAGGACAGCUUCUGUAUUGGUCUUUGCGGUGUAUGAAUUGUUCCGUAGCUCUGCUAACAGUGGUUCUUCAGCAUUCUGAAAUGUAAAUAUAGGGCAUACGUAAGGGUCCUCUAAAUGGCUAACCACUACUCCGUUUUGUCUUUGAGCAUGCUGGCUGAAAGAAUGGCCAUAUUGAAUUGUUAGUACAAAAUGCUAGGUGAUCAUGCUAUCUUGCACUGUGUUUCAUAAGCGAGACAAUGGGGCCGAUUUUGCAUUUGCAUAUGAUUUAAUGAGUUUAAUGAGUUUAAUGCACAUCAUGGCCGUUUUGUCACUGUCGUCGUGUAUUUUUAGUUCAAACAUUCUGUACCUCUUCCAGAUUUCCAGCUGUUUUUAAACCUUUCGGAAUAUCUCUUUUUACCCUUAGCACAUUCUUUCUCAUCUCCUGUUUGACUCCUAAGGCAAUCAAUCCCAAGGAACUAGUUUGUGUCUUGACCAUAAAUGUAAAAAAAAAAAAAAAAAUCAGGAUUUUACAGCUAACAUUGUUGCCUUGAUACUUUUUGUCUGUUUUUGUUACAUUCGCAGUUUAAAGGUAUUCUGUAACAUUUCGUUCUGUAAUGGUGAGGGAACUUAAUAUUGUCACCAUGUUUAAUUUGUACAUGUAUGUACAGUCUUUUAUAAUAAAUCAUUCUCCUAUA